Phialemonium atrogriseum is the source of this 1371-nucleotide messenger RNA. Its product is annotated as WD40 repeat-like protein. The transcript has 4 exons. Gene Ontology annotation, biological process: mitotic spindle assembly checkpoint signaling. The record is from RefSeq and is a predicted model, not a curated record. Bases 59 to 1138 code for a protein of 359 amino acids. Lineage: Eukaryota; Fungi; Ascomycota; Sordariomycetes; Cephalothecales; Cephalothecaceae. Gene Ontology annotation, cellular component: bub1-bub3 complex; kinetochore; nucleoplasm. Gene Ontology annotation, molecular function: ubiquitin binding.
AAGCUUAGCACAGUUUCUCUUCCCAGUUGCUUGACGUUGCAAGCCCCUGAAAUAGAAGAUGGCGCCUGGAACUCAAUUCGAGAUAGCGCAACCGCCGAGUGAUGCCAUCUCGGCCAUUGACUUCGCGCCGGAAUCCCCAAACCGAUUCAUCGUUUCGUCUUGGGACAAGCAAGUCUAUCUAUACGAGAUCUCCCCGGAUGACGAUGAGGGGAGUGCCCAGCUUGUCCAGUCAUUCGAGCAUCGCGCACCGGUUUUGGAUGUGUGUUUUGGCGCCAACGACAAUGAAGCUUUCACAGGAGGUGUGGACUACAGGGUGACAAGGAUUGAUCUGGCGACGGGCGAACAAACGGUUCUGAGCACCCAUGCCGAACCCGUCCCGUGUGUGGUCUAUUGCCCAGAGCAGUCCAUUGUUGUUUCCGCCUCAUGGGAUCAGACUCUCCACGUCCACCCUGCCGCAGCCUCUUCGCAGCACCACAUCUCGAUCGAGCUCCCCGGCAAACCUCACGCAGUCGCCGCAAGCCCCAGCAAGCUCGUGGUCGCCAUGACGUCGAGGCUGGUCCACAUCUACGACCUGCCCGCCCUGUCCGAAGCGCUCUCCUCGUCGAGCAGCGGCAGCGGCGGCGCGCCAGCAGACGUGAAGCCGUGGCAGCAGAGGGAGUCGUCGCUCAAGUUCCUCACGCGCGCCGUCUCGUGCAUGCCCAACGACGCCGGCUACGCGACCAGCAGCAUAGAAGGCCGGGUCGCCGUCGAGUGGUUCGAGGACACGGCCGAGUCCCAGGCGCGCAAGUACGCCUUCAAGUGCCACCGGCAGACCGCCCCCGAGGAGGAGGGCGGCGGCGACAUUGUCUACCCCGUGAAUGCGCUGGCAUUCAAUCCCGUGCACGGCACUUUCGUCUCGGGCGGCGGCGACGGGACUGUGGCUCUGUGGGACGCCGAGGCCAAGAGGAGAAUGAGGCUGUACCAGAAUUUCCCCGACAGCGUCGCGGCAAUGGGGUUCUCCAACGACGGCCGGUUUCUGGCCGUUGGUGUGUGCCCUGGCUUUGAGACUGGCAUGGAGGAUUACAGCGCCGACGGCCAGACCAAGUUGUUUAUAAGGGAGCUGGGCGAAACGGAGGCAAAGGGUAAAGGUUCGAAAUGAUUUCUACGCACUUACUGACCUCGUUAUUGUCGGCGGAGAUCAUGGCGUUGGGGCGAUUUUAACUAAAAGGGAGCGGAAGACAUGAGUUGGGAGAUAUGGCCUAGGUUUCAGCAAAGCUAUCUUGUGUGGCCAUAAACCAUCCAGGGGGGAACUAGGUAGCCUCUCUCCCUCAAGGUCACUGACUCGCAGAAUACAAUGAUCAUCGGACCGCAUUCUAUGCGAUUCAAUUGUGC